Cydia splendana is the source of this 1164-nucleotide messenger RNA. RefSeq lists its product as uncharacterized. The coding region runs from base 1 to 1092 and encodes 363 amino acids. The record is from RefSeq and is a predicted model, not a curated record. Lineage: Eukaryota; Metazoa; Arthropoda; Insecta; Lepidoptera; Tortricidae. The transcript is spliced from 6 exons.
AUGUCGCCGGAGCAAGUUCGAAAAGCUUUUAUUUGUGAGAAACACUUCGAACAGCGGUUUGUUUCGGCAUCGACACGGCGUCUCAACGCGAAGGCUUAUCCUUCGUUAUUCAGUCAAGAUGAGAUUAACAGUGGGAUCCCAUCUCAUGAAAAUGCCGAAAACAUGGAUCCGCUGAAAGAACAUGUAUAUGUUCGUAAAUCACAUGACGACCACACAUACUGUCAACAAGUGCCUCAAAAAGCGUCUCCUGCCAUUCCAUCCACAUCGGGGGUUAAAUCAACCGCAGUGGGCCAUACACCAAAACAGACUAUGGCCGUUUCUAUAGCCACAGAACCUGUCCCGACAACUUCAGACAUUGAAAAGGAGACCAUGCCCGAACUAUGCAGCAGCUUUAUUACAGAACUUGUUGUAGCUGAGAAGGUUACAGCUUGUAUUUCACCUAGUGUACAGUCACACAAUGAAGCAGUCUUUGUAACAACUGCUGAAGCUGCAAUCAAACAAUCAAAUGCUGAAGAGCAGCAGAUUUUGCCAGAAGCAAAUAUUCCAGAAUGUGUUGCGGUUGAGGAGGUUACCUCUACCAAUUCACCAAGGGAACAGUCUCAAGUUCAAAGUGUUGUUGAAGUUAAAGUUCAAAGUGCGAAAAGGCCACAGAAGCAGAGGAAACGAUUGAUUGGGAAAUUAAUGAACCUGACACCAACGGGCCGAAUGAUAUACGACGAAUAUAAAAAAUCUAAACGUCAGGCAGAUUUUUACCACAGGGCUAAGAGGGCCUUGAAAUUCAACAAAGAGAAAUCCUUUCAAGAAUUGACAAAAGACAUGAAUCCGUAUGCGAAAACUAUUUUGAAAAUGCAAAUCAACCUUUGCAAUAAAAAUAAGAAAGGGCGUCGAUUUUCAUUGGAAGAAAAACUAAUAGCACUGUCGAUAAUGAAACAAAGCCCUAAGUGCUAUAGGUUCCUGCACAAAAUUUUUAUCCUGCCGUCGCGAUCGACUCUAAAUAAAAUGGUUGCAGGACUUAAGAUCGAGUCUGGGAUUUGUCCUCAAGUAUUUGAAGUAAUAAGAAGAGAGGUAUGUAUCUACGUCAUAAAAUCUUAGGAUCUACAUUAAGUAAUUGAUAACUGAGUUAAACAAUAUCAUGAAAUCAUAAUUUUUAAUAAAAAAUACAUU